This is a messenger RNA of Oncorhynchus tshawytscha (Chinook salmon), 3665 nucleotides long. RefSeq names its product lysine-specific demethylase RSBN1L. The transcript has 8 exons. Gene Ontology annotation, cellular component: nucleus. Lineage: Eukaryota; Metazoa; Chordata; Actinopteri; Salmoniformes; Salmonidae. The coding region runs from base 1 to 2454 and encodes 817 amino acids. The record is from RefSeq and is a predicted model, not a curated record.
AUGGAGAUCAUGUAUCAGGCUCUUAAAGAGCUGCUUCCCACAGGUAGCAGCAGGCAGUUCCACCCCCUGGACUGCUACGGCUCUUCCCAGUUCCACCCCCUGGACUGCCGCGGCUGCUUCCCAGUUCCACCCCCUGGACUGUCGCGGCUGCUUCCCAGUUCCACCCCUGGACUGUCGCGGCUGCUUCCCAGUUCCACCCCUGGACUGCUGCGGCUGCUUCCCAGUUCCACCCCCUGGACUGCUGCGGCUGUUUCCCAUGUCUACCCCUGGACUGCUACGGCUGUUUCCCAUGUCUACCCCCUGGACUGCUACGGCUCUUCCCAGUUCCACCCCCUGGACUGCUGCGGCUGCUUCCCUGUUCCACCCCCUGGACUGCUGCGGCUGUUUCCCAUGUCUACCCCCUGGACUGCUACGGCUCUUCCCACCUCUCUCCUCCCCCUCUCUCCUCCCCUCCUCUCUCUCUCUCUAGACAAGCAGAAACCCCAAAUGAACUCAGAGGAGCUCCAGAUGAAAAAGGUGAAGAAGAAAAAGAAGAAGAAACACAAAGAGAGUGAGAGAGAGAAGGAGAAGUGGAAACGUCCCAAGAUGUACAGCAGGUCCAGCCAGACCGUAUGUGCUGGUCUCCUCUCUGAGCUCCAUGCAGGCCUGGCCUCCAAACAACAGCCCCACCACCACCACCACCACCACGGCCACACAGAGUUCAAACCCCCGCUCCCUGUCCACCACCACCACACCUCUACCACCUCAUCCAUCAAACAGGAGAACUGCUACAGCCCCUCUCCAACUCUGUCCCUCUCCAAGCCCCUAUGGAGCAGCAGCAAUAGCAGUAGCAGUAGCAUUAGUAGUUGGGACCCAGCUUCCCCCAUGACAUCCCCCCUCCAGAUCCCCCAGCCACGGUGCCCCCAGCCUGGCUUUGAGAACCUGGAGUUCGCCCGCUUCAUCCACGUAGAGGAUCAACCCAACGGUGGAGCCCUGGUGGCACACGCCUACUGCAGCGAGCUCUCGGCCCUGUCUCCAGCGGAGAUGCAGCAGUUCGCCCAGGAGUUUGUUACCCUAGCCUUCAGCGAGGACACGGCAUCCCAGGCAGCUCACUACGUCAUGGGCAUCAUCCACGGGGCGGCCUCCUACCUGCCAGACUUCCUGGACUACUUCUCCUGGAAGUUCCCCUCGUCGCCGGUCAAGAUGGAGAUCCUGGGGAAGAAGGAUAUAGAGACCACCACCAUGCUCAACUUCCACAAUCAGGUAAAGAGAACGUACAGCCACGGGACGUACCGGGCAGGUGCCAUGCGUCAGAUCAGUCUGGUGGGGGCAGUGGACGAGGAGGUAGGGGAUUACUUCCCAGAGUUCAUCUCUAUGCUGGAGGAGUCGCCCUUCCUAGAGCGGACGCUACCGUGGGGUACGUUCUCCAGUCUGAAGCUGAAGAGUCCAACAGAGAGUGAUGACGGGCCCAUCAUGUGGGUACGACCUGGGGAACAGAUGAUCCCUGUUGCUGACAUACCAAAGUCUCCCUACAUAAGGAGAAGGUCAACCAAUGAGAUCAAGAACCUGCAGUACCUACCUCGGGCCAGCGAGCCUCGUGAGAUGCUGUUCGAUGACCGGACGCGGGCCCACGCUGACCACAUCGGACAGGGCUUCGAGAGGCAGACCACCGCCGCUGUAGGGGUGCUCAAGGCCGUGCGCUGUGGAGAGAGCGCGGAGCCUCCUCGCGUUACCAAAGACGUGAUCUGUUUCCAUGCUGGAGACUUCCCUAAUGUAGUCCAGAGGUUACAACUGGACCUGCACGAACCACCUCUGUCCCAGUGUGUGCAGUGGGUGGACGACGCUAAGCUGAACCAGCUGAGACGCGAGGGGAUCCGCUACGCCCGUAUCCAGCUGUACGACAAUGACAUCUACUACAUCCCUCGUAGUGUGGUUCAUCAGUUCAAGACUGUCUCUGCUGUCUGCAGCCUGGCAUGGCACAUCCGCUUAAAACAAUACCACCAAGAGCCUCCGGCCGAGGAGGAGAGGAAGGUGGACGUGUCGACGCUACGAGUCAAACAGGAGCAGUUUGGGGAUGCCUUGAUGGGAGGGACCACAGCUCCUCUCACGGACCCCAAACCCCCCACAGACAGAGACACUGCCCACCCGGAGGUCAAAGUGGAACCUCAACCUGCGGAUAUAAGGCUGCCCAAGCCCUCUGUCACCUCACCCAUCGCCCCCUACCAACUCCCAUCACCCCCUACCAACUCCCAUCACCCCCCUAACUCCCUCCAAAUCGUCUUUCCAGGACACCAAGCCCAAAUCACAUCACCAUCAUCCCCACUACUACCACCACCACCAUCACGCAGAAUUACAUCAAACCACUACCACACACUCUUCCUUGUCUUCCUCACUCAAACCCUCCCCCACCUCCACCCCCCCAUCCUCUCCCAAACCCAGUCCGUCAUCCUCUUGUACCCCCUCUCCCAAAUCUAGUCCCACUUCUACACACUCUCCCCCCUUCAAACCCAGCCCGGCUUCCAUUCGUACCCCCAGUCCCUCUCCCUCACGCAAACCCUGCCACACCCCUGUCCUUACCCACACCCCUAUCCUUACCCACAUCCCUACCCAUACCCCUACCCUUACCCACACCCCUAUCCCCUUUUUGACGCCCUCCCCUGCACCCCUUCUAUCUUCUUCAAGCCUGGCCUCCAGCCACACAGAGAGCAGGACCCCUACACCCCAGUUCCGGGCCCAACCCCAGCCCAGACCGGACAAACCCCAGGACAAAGACACUUCUCUUUACACAAAGGCCCCAGUCACCCCCCCGGAAACACGUCCUCCUGGCCCCCCGCACCGCUCCUCCCUCUCCUUUAACCACCACCUGCAUGAGCAACAUCAGAAAGACUGUUUCUACUGAUCUUUGUACAUAGUGUUUUAACAUGGCUCUUCGGGGUUCUGUUUUAAUCCCAUCUAAAGGAAGGAGAAGACAGAAAUUAAACCAUGAUAUCAACACGGUGUGUGAUGUAUUCUAAGGAACACGUAAAGCUCUGUUGGGUCUGCAUCCUAAUUGGUGUCCUAUUCCCUAUAUAGGGAUCUACUUUGUGACCAGGGCCCAUAGGAGAGAGAUCUGUUCAAAAGUAGUGCACUAUAUUGGAAAUAGGGUGCCCUUUAGGAUGCACACUUGCUCUGUUCUGUUACCGAAUGAAUACAUUGCAAAUGUAACAUUCCUCAGUGCCUGUCCAUAACUGUGUAGCCUGGUCCCAGAUCAGUUUGUAUUGUCUCAAUGUUGACCGUACAGUAGGAGUUGGCUUGGCAAGAACGCAUAAACUGAUCUGGGACUCAGGCUAAUAUCUGUGAACUGUCAAAGCACUUAGGGCCAGAAGCACUGGUACUCUGCAGGUCUGACAAACAUACAGGUCCUUAAAUAAUAUAUUUUAGUUUUAGGUUAUAGAUGGAUUAUUAUUAGAGCUGACAUUAACAUAUAUAUAUUUUUUGUAAGAUGAUGAGACAUUAUUUUAAAGGAUCCAGGCUUUCUUUUGUUCCCCCUCAGAGGCUUAUUUAUAUCAAGGAAGCUUUUAGUUUUCAUAAUUUUUGUUCGAUUUUAAUUGUCAGCACUGUAGUGUAAAUAACUUUUUGUAAGGAGAAAAACUUGUAGUGUGAUUUCUACAUAAAUAUGGACCUCUUAAUAAAGGUUAAGGUUACGA